GACGCUUGCAUUGGGACAAGGUGGAAAAGUCAAGAAGGCAGCAACGCGACUGAUCAACCUUUCACAUCUUUGUACUUCCACAACGAACUAUCACUGGACCCGUUUCUUUGUUGUUCCCACACCGGUACGUAGCAGAAAAGGAUCACCAGAUCAAGAUGAGAGUCAAUUCAAUUAAAGUUAAAUCAGAGCGAUGAAAUUCAACCAUAUAACAACGAUGUGUGGAGCAGCAUUGAUAACGAAGGAAGCGUGGUCGUCACUGUGUAGAUCGGGACAUCCACCAGUUGUCAUCCGAUAGAGUCAACGCUACAAAGUCUAGGUGUGUUUUGGGUUGAACUGUUGGAAGAUUGUGAGUCAUCCUAUAACGGAGUAGAGUUAUCGAGUCAGUAAGCAGGAGAAAACUGUAUGUUUUUAUGAUCUCAUCUCACUCCGAGUAAAACCAACCAAACCAUGGAAACCAACGAAACGUAUUUUCCGUACUAUGGCCCCGAUCGGAAUUCAUGUUUGGUGUUGAACAAAACCAAAAUUCUCCUGAAUCUUUACGAAGGCAUCCCGGAAACCCUGCUACUGAACGUCAUUGCGUGGGCCUUUCUAAUAUUGCUUUUUACACUUUUGCGUCAGCAAGCAUGGGACUAUGGGCGCCUGGCGCUGGUCAACAGCCACGGGGAGAAUAAACGAUGGACCCAGGUGUUCUAUGCCCAUGGAAACAUUAGUGGUCCCGGCGGGAUGGAAGCAAGCAAUCCCAGCAUAAACAUCGAUCGAGGAUUCUUCUCUUGGAUCAUAGCCACCUGGAGGCUAACCCGAGAGCAAAUUCUCACCCAUAGUGGACCGGACGCGGUGCAUUAUUUGUCCUUUCAGCGACAUCUGAUGACAGUGAUGGCAAUCAUCACUUUCAUCUCUAUAACGAUCAUUCUGCCGAUCAACUUCUCCGGAACGCUCAGUGGAGAUAAGAACUCGUUCGGCCACACGACCAUUUCCAAUCUGGAUCCCAAUUCAGGUUCAAUGUGGGCCCACGUUCUGUUUGCGAUCGCAUACGUUCCUAUGGUGGUCCUGAUUAUGAGAAGAGCAUCCGGCCGCAAUGCCUUCAAAACGGCCCCAACCAGGACGCUGAUGGUGAUGAACAUAGCACCGGCUGAUUGUGAAAAACGCGAUAUCAAAACGUACCUGGAGCAGCUUUUUCCGGAAGUAAAGAUUGAUGAUAUUCAACUGGCUUACAAUAUCAGUAGUUUGAUCAAGGCAGCCGAAGAGUACGAAAGAAUAGCGGACGCAAGAAUCUACUGUGAGGUGCACCGGAAUCGGGAUCGAGAACCAAUAGAGGCCAGAACUUCCUGUUGUACCUGCAAAACUGUGGAUGCACUGGAAUACUACAAGGAAGAGGAAGCUCGACUGGCGGGUCAAGUUUCUCGACUAAGAGCUUCGGCUUUGAACGAACCACUAGGAAUCGCUUUUGUCACGUUGAAUUCGGCUCAAGAAGCGCAACACGUUAUUCUUCACUUCAAACCGGGAACCUAUCACAACUGGGAUCUGGCGUACGCUCCAGCCCCGUCAGACAUUUUUUGGGAGAACUUAAACAUCGAUACCGCCCAAUGGUAUUUCAAAUGGAUCGCCGUAAAUCUGGUGCUUUUCCUGUUUCUGUUUUUCCUGACAACUCCAGUGAUUAUUGUAAACCAACUGGACACACUUUCAUUGACUAAGAACACGACGUCUCAAAUCAGUAAGAUCAGUCCACUGGUGUCGGAAUUUCUGCCCACGUUACUGCUGUGGUCCAUGUCUGCGCUGAUGCCCGUAAUUGUGGCCUAUUCCGACACGUGGCUUUCGCAUUGGACCCGAUCCAGGCAAAAUUAUGUGAUCAUGACUAAAACGUUCGGAUACCUGUUGUUCAUGAUCCUGAUCCUGCCCUCUCUCGGUCUAACCAGCGCCGAAGCGUUUCUUCAGUGGACCAUCCACUACAACGAAACCUACAGAUGGGAGUGCAUCUUCUUGCCAGACAAAGGUGCGUUUUUCGUUAACUAUAUUAUAACUGCGGCGUUUAUCGGUACUGCUCUGGAGUUGAUUCGAUUCCCGGAUUUGAUAUGCUACAUCUGGAAACUGGCAACGGCUAAGUCCCGUGCUGAAACACCGUAUAUCAGGAAGUCUAUUCUCAUCACUUUCCCGUUCGGGAUUCACUACGCCUGGAUGGUGAUGGUUUUCACAAUGAGCACCGUCUACAGCCUGGCAUGUCCACUGAUCAUGCCUUUCGCCAUGGUCUACAUCUUGCUGAAACACUUCGUAGACAAACAUAAUCUGUUUUUCGCAUUCGCACCUUCGAAUAUGAUCAGUCAGGGUAGUGGUGGGAAAAUCCACAGCACUGCGGUUACAAUGACGAAGGUUUCCGUGGUGCUGCUGCUGUCGAUAAUGGCAGCGUUGGCGUGGGUUCGAUCAGGUGCCCUAGAAAUGCGAGCACUGAUUUUGGUGCUGGCUCUGUGUGUAACAUUGGUCAUGUUCACGUUCAUGUCCCCGAUCAAAAAGUGCACCACCAAGCCGUUGAGUAUCGUAGAGACGGAGGGACCCGCCCCAGUCUACGUAGCUGAUGUACUGAUUAACCGAAGGAUGGUAUCCGACAGCCCGUCACAUCUAAGUUACGGCUCCGAUACGACGAUGGAUAUAGUGAUGAACGAUGCCGGCAGGAGUGUGACGGCUUAGAAAGGUAGACCCCAGCUUAGUAUACUCAACAAACGUUUGCUGCAACUAAUUUACGGCUUGACCCAGUCAGUGCUUUCUAUCGUUCGUCCAUUGCUUGGACAUCGCUUCGUCGAAUACUUUGUGAUUCUGUUAGAAAUUGUAUUUUACGAGAAGUAACAUAUUUUAUUUAGUAUUAAUCGUAAAUUAUUUGUAAUAUUUUUAUCACUAUGUAUACUGUUUGUUUCUGAACGUUUGAUUAAACUGAUGAUAAGCAGGAGUGAGACGCUUCACCAAAAAAUCGUUCUUGUUUUCAAGAAACCGCGUUAUAAAGUUCAGUUGGUCCUUAUCAAUCGCAGUAUUUAGAGACCAGAAGCCCUACAGAGAGCUAGUGAUAUUGUCCGUAUCUUUUCUAUUCAAAAUAGUGAAUUUAAAUCACAAAUAACAUAGUCUGGAAAAUAAUCUUUCUAGAAUCUAGCGGAUUGGUGAAAUACACCGCCUUAGCAGCGUAAUAUGAUUAGUAUCAUCCGGUUAGAGUUCUUGAAAUUUUGUAUAAACCAAUUUGCUGGUAAAACAAACGAGACAUUAUAGCUAAUAAUGAAGAGAAUAAUGAAAUUAAAAAGCGACAAUUCGUAAAGGCUAAAAAUUUACUAACACAAUGAACUGCACUUACUAAUCCGUAAAAGACACGAAAGCAAACAUUCACAAACAAUUAAACACUUGAACCAAGGGACUGUGAAAUUUACAGAAUUAUGUUGGAAAUAAUAAUAGUAAAUAAAUAUAUAUUUUUGGGUGAACAACACU
Armigeres subalbatus is the source of this 3459-nucleotide messenger RNA. RefSeq names its product calcium permeable stress-gated cation channel 1 (gene Tmem63). The record is from RefSeq and is a predicted model, not a curated record. NCBI's taxonomy places the organism in Eukaryota, Metazoa, Arthropoda, Insecta, Diptera, Culicidae. The transcript has 3 exons. Gene Ontology annotation, cellular component: plasma membrane. Gene Ontology annotation, molecular function: calcium-activated cation channel activity. Bases 448 to 2679 code for a protein of 743 amino acids.